AACUGUAUUUACGAAAGAAAGACUAAUUAAAAAAACCUAUUACUAACAGUACUGGGUUAUCUACUUACUGAAACCAACUUGAAAAACAAUGGAUCUCAACCUCAUAGAUAAACUGCGACUUCUAAAAAUCGACACAGAACUUCGUCCGCAAAUAAAAAUGAAACCGAUGAGUCGCUACUACUUCAUCACAUCCACCAACCCUGGCGAACAGUUCUACGUGUUUGCCUCCACCGCCGCUUGGCUCAUCAGAAAGGCUGGGAAAGACUUCGAGCAACCAAACGAGGAAGACGACCCAAAUUCUAUAAUAGCUGCUAUACUCGACUACCUCAGAGAGAAGGAAAUAGCAAUAGACUUCUCAUCUCACAAACUAAAACAAGGCUACGGUGAGCAAGUGUGUUAUAUUCUAAACACUCUAGCAGAUGAAGCCUUGAAGAAAAUCCACUUCGAAUGGCAAAAACCUAUCGUCGACAUCCCUGAAAGCGAAGAAAACGUCGAGGACUUAGAUCAAGUUGAAGAUGAGACGGAAAUAAUCCUGGAUAAAGUUGAAGAAGAAAUGGCUAUUUACUCAGAAGAGUCUGAUGGUGAGUACGGCAAUGCAGAGGAAAAGGAGACCAGUAAUAUUGCCAAUAAGGUUCACGAUUGGGAAGCAUGGAAACUGGAGCUGGAACGAGUGGCUCCAGCUUUGAGAUUGAAGAUUUCUGCUGAUGGCCGAGACUGGAGAGCUAGGCAUUCCCAAAUGAGAACGUACAGGGAUGAAUUGUUUGAUAGGUACAAGACAACUGGGACGCAAUUGAACAAACUACACACGAACAUUAGUUCUGUUAUGGACAAGAUUUCAGCUAGGGAGAAUAUUAUCAAUGAACAGUUUGAGCCGUUAGUGAAAGAAUAUGGUUCUCUUUUAGAUGAGCUGAAUAAAGUAACUCAUGAAUAUAAGGAAGUCAGUGUUGGUGUGACAGAGAGACAAGAGUUGUUGAAUGAUAUUACUGCUAAGGUAGAAAAUAUAAAGCAGAGAACUGAAUCCAGAGGUUCAUCCAUGAAUGACAACUCUCCUUUAGUUACCGCAAAGAAAGCUGUGGCGAAUUUGAAGAAGGAUAUCCAGGAGAUGGAUUUCCAGAUAGUAGUGUUACUUUGGAUGUUGACAACGAAAGAGAAACCUAACAGUAAUAACAUUAUUGCAAACGCUGAGUCAAGAAUGGUUACUAACGAAGUAUAUUAAUUAACAUAAUAUAGGGGUUCUGCAAGGAACAGUUUUAAGUCCAGUGAGUAAUAUUGUUGUAAGAAUUGUAUGAAAUAAAAGUUGAUCAAUUGAUUUCAAUAUUUUAUUACUGUGGCCUUUAGGAAUACAGAUAUUAAAAAUAGGUUGCUAGCUCAAUAGUAUUAUGCAUGUUUAAAGUUAUCUUAUUUCUUAAUCUAAACAAAAUAACGAGUACACAAUAAUAAUGAAAAAAUAAAUCUACGAUCAUAAAAAAUAUAAAAUAAUAACUUUAAUCAUUUCCAUCUUUUCUUUGGUCUACGUUUUGAUUAAUUUUAUCUAUAAAUACUUUAUUAUGUUUCGAUGCAUUUUUAUAACUAAGACACAUUGUUUGAAGAUAUUCAAA
This is a messenger RNA of Ostrinia furnacalis (Asian corn borer), 1598 nucleotides long. It is a transcript of the gene IFT57, whose product is annotated as intraflagellar transport 57. Lineage: Eukaryota; Metazoa; Arthropoda; Insecta; Lepidoptera; Crambidae. The transcript has 2 exons. The coding region runs from base 89 to 1216 and encodes 375 amino acids. The record is from RefSeq and is a predicted model, not a curated record. Gene Ontology annotation, cellular component: intraciliary transport particle B; Golgi apparatus; microtubule organizing center. Gene Ontology annotation, biological process: intraciliary transport; non-motile cilium assembly.